AUGAUUAACAAAAUACCAGGAUUUAAAAUUGAAGGCGAAGCUAAAUUAAAUAUGAGUGAUAAUGAGAAAAAUUUUGUUGAUAAGUUGAAUUGCAAAUUCUAUGGUGAUUUUCGUGUGAGUGAAAAUCCAAGUACCUUCGAUGAAGCUGUUAGAAUUUAUCGUCAGUUGCCAUCGCUUUUAGGUGAAAAAAAUGAAAAUGUCGUACCAAAAAAGGUGUGGCUUUAUCCCUUAAACUUAUUGGAUAAUAAAGCAAUGAGAUUUGUUCGAGAGAUUUCAUCGAAGCUAAUUGAUUACUCAAUAUCGGUAGUUGAAAAUUUACAUAGUAUGGAAGUAGAAGCAUCAGAUUUGUCGAAGAGUACAAUAUUUGCGUAUUUUAAUCAUAUGAAUGAACAUUUAUCAGAUUUUGGUGCACGAUUAUCGGAAUUUCAACGUGAUUUGAAAGAAAAGAUCGCAUUGUAUUUACCGAAAAUACGAGGAAGUACUGGUGUUGAAGAAUCUGUUUUAUUUAAUUUGUUUAAGCAAGUUGAUGCAUCGCCAUUUAAUAAGAGCAAACUAGAAUCAUGA
This is a messenger RNA of Rotaria sp. Silwood1, 564 nucleotides long. NCBI's taxonomy places the organism in Eukaryota, Metazoa, Rotifera, Eurotatoria, Philodinida, Philodinidae. The record is from the annotation of a GenBank genome assembly.